Molecule: messenger RNA, 1018 nt
Organism: Serpula lacrymans var. lacrymans S7.9
Lineage: Eukaryota; Fungi; Basidiomycota; Agaricomycetes; Boletales; Serpulaceae
Exons: 6
Coding region: 5-1018 (337 amino acids)
Biological process (GO): G protein-coupled receptor signaling pathway
Cellular component (GO): membrane
Molecular function (GO): mating-type factor pheromone receptor activity
Source: RefSeq, a predicted model, not a curated record
CCCCAUGACGGUUCCAAGCCUAGCCUCAAACUAUGCGUUUAGCGUGUUCGGCUUCAUUGGAUUUUUCCUAAUCAGUAUCUUGUUGCCAAUGCAUCUACGAGCGAGGAAUGCUGGGACGUGCAUGUACAUAGUGUGGACCAGCAUAGUUUGUCUUACCACGGCCGUGAACUCAGUUAUAUGGAAUCGUAACUAUGUAAACUGGUCACCAGUUUGGUGUAAUAUAGCAUCCCGUGUCAUUAUUACUGCAGGCUGGGGAAAUGAAGUGGCUUUACUAUGCAUUGUCCGCCGUUUGUAUCGCAUUAUUACAAUGAAGGCUGUGAAUCAGAGUGUCCGUGAGGUGCGACGUGACCUGAUCGUGGAUCUAUGUAUUGGCAUUGGCAUUCCCGUACUGAUUUUAUCAUUACAGUACAUCGUUGAAUUCCACGAUUUUGAGAUUUAUGAAGACGUAGGAUGCUAUCCAGCUGUACUGGCGACAGCACCAGCUAUCCCAAUCUUCCUCAUAUGGCCUGCCGUCUUUGGCCUAGUGACUGCUAUCUAUGCUGGACUUACCAUAUACGCUACGAUCAAACGGAAAGCGUAUAAAAGAGAUAUAAUGGAAAGCAAUCAAGCUUUGCAAUUCGGCCACUACUGGCGCCUUCUAACCCUUACUGGUAUUGGCGUCAUAUGUACCCUCCCAUAUGGAAUGCUGAAUCUUGUUGAAAAUAUCGUCGCUGCACCUGUUCAGCCAUAUAGCUGGGAUCUUCUCCAUAGUACCUUUUCUGAGGCAGGAGAGACUCCUGCAUACUAUUGGGCAAGCGACGCCGUGAGCGAGUAUAGCCUUGAGAUUACCCGUUGGUCCCCCGUGUUCAAUGCUUUUAUGUUCUUUGCGUUCUUUGCGUUUACGAAGGAAGCUAGACAAGACUAUCGUCGUGUUUGGCUUUUCAUCAUACAACCUUUAAGCAUGUGUUCGCCAGAUACAGAUGUUUUGACCACCAGGUUUGUGGCACGCUGCAAUAUCUUGUACUCAGAACAGAUCUGA